Molecule: messenger RNA, 3894 nt
Organism: Toxoplasma gondii ME49
Lineage: Eukaryota; Apicomplexa; Conoidasida; Eucoccidiorida; Sarcocystidae
Product: ribosome biogenesis protein BOP1, putative
Exons: 11
Coding region: 358-3516 (1052 amino acids)
Biological process (GO): maturation of LSU-rRNA from tricistronic rRNA transcript (SSU-rRNA, 5.8S rRNA, LSU-rRNA); ribosome biogenesis
Cellular component (GO): preribosome, large subunit precursor; PeBoW complex
Molecular function (GO): protein binding; ribonucleoprotein complex binding
Source: RefSeq, a predicted model, not a curated record
AUUUCUCGAGAACGCGCGCCUGUAGCCUGGGGAGCUCCACGAGCGAGAGGAGGGGCAGAAGCCGCGCAGCGAGCAGCUUCAACGCUUGCGGGUCCUUGAGUCUUUUUCCGGUGCUGUGCUUUCGCGGUUUUCUUUGCAGAAACGCGGCCGUCUCCUUUAACUAAAAAGAGGACACCGAGAGAAGAUAGAUAUAAAGUCUGGAGAAAAGGAGGACAGUUGAGGGCAGACGAAAAGGAGGGAAGAAGAGAAAGCGACGGUGAAAGGAAAGAGGGAGAACAAGAAGACCAAGAAGUAGCCAGCAGAGCAGCAAGAAGAAGAACAAGAAGAAGAACAAGAAGGAGAACAAGAAGAAGAGAGAUGAGGGAGGUCCAGAAAUCUCUGAGAGGUGGACGCGGGAGGAAGACCGGGGCAAUGAAAGGCAGAGAGAAGACAGGAUUUUCGCCUGCUUCGCUUCCAGUGCCUUCUGAGGAUAGCCUUCGUGGAGAAGAAGACUUUACCUCUGAGGAAUCUUUAACAGAUGUCUCGGUGCGGUCGAGAGAGACGCGCAAGAGCAAGUCUUCACAGCAAAGGGCAGACGAAGGAAUCGAAGAAGAAAGCGAGGAGACGGAGGCCACAACGAACUCCGAAGAAGAUGGAGUGACUAGUGAAGACGAAGAAGAGGAAGAAGAAGAAGAGGAAGAAGAAGAAGAGGAAGAAGACGAAGAAGACGAAGAAGAUGAAGAAGAUGAAGACGAGGAAGAAGAUGAAGACGAGGAAGAGGAAGAUGGAGAAGAAUCCGAAGAAGAGGAAGAAGAAACCGAAGAAGAUGGCGAGGAGAACGAAGAAGAGGGAGAAGAGGGCGGAACGGAUAGCGUUAACUUUGAGGCUGAGCUUGAGACUGAAGAGGCCGAAGCGAAGGCAGAGAGAUCUGGAGGCGCUGGCGCGUCUGUUUCUUUCGCUGAUGCAAAGAAGGGGAGGAGGAAAGAGCAGAGAGCAGGCGAGAAAGGCAGCGAGGCAGAAAGCUCUGUGAAGGGAGGAGGCGAGAACGCUCCUUCAAAUCGCUUGAGAAGGUUCGAGAGACUUCUGGAGGUUGCGAACCCAAUGGAGGAACCGGGGGAUUUGCUUUCUGACGAGGACGAGGAAGAAAAUCGAAUUGGAAAUGUUCCACUUUGGUGGUAUGAGAAAUACGAUCACAUCGGCUACGACCGAGACGGACAGCGAAUCGUGAAGCAGCUCUCCUCCUCCGCCGUCGACCGACUGCUUGCGCAGGACGAUCCAGAGGGCUGGCGAACAAUUGUCGAUGUGAAGAACAACAAGAAAUAUCGACUGACAGACACAGACCUCGAGAUCAUUCGCCGCAUACGAAGCGGCGCCUUCCCCGCGCCCACCCACGACGACGAGGAAGUCCUGAUUGAGUCCGACCUCGAAGAUAGCAUCUUCCCCAUGCACAACAAGCCGGUGCCGAAGAGUCGCUUUCUGCCGUCGAAGCACGAGCAGAAGAAGAUCACGCACUUGGUUCAUCAAAUUCGUUCUGGGCGGCUGCUGAAGGAGGCGCAGCGGCAGCGCGCGGAGGCGUCGCCGGCAGCAGUCUUCGACCUCUGGGGCACCAAUGUCUACGUAGACCGCAGCGGCGGCGACAGGCGCAAGAAAGGCUUGCCUGUCGCUCUCCCUGCCCCCAAGCUCGCUCUCCCUGGACAUGCGGAGAGCUACAACCCCCCGGAAGAAUUCCUUUUCAACGAAGACGAGAAAAAGCAGUGGGAAGCGAUGGCGCCGGAAGACCGGCCUCUCUCGUUCCUGCCUCAGAGACACUCGGCUCUCCGUCUCGUCGGAGCCUACAAGGAUCUUAUCCUUGAAAGGUUUAACCGUUGUUUGGAUUUGUAUUUGUGUCCACGUUCAUUGAAGAUGGCGAUGAACGUGGAUCCGGAGUCGCUUCUGCCGCAGUUGCCGUCGCCGAAUGAGUUGCGUCCGUUUCCGACGCAUCGCCGCGUCGACUACCUGCCCCUGUCUCUGUACUGUCAGUUCCAGCCUCAGGCUCUGCCUCUGCUCACGCUCUCUGAGGCGCGCCGGCGGGCGCGCGAAGAGCAGGGCAGCGUGCAUGCAGCGAGCUCGAAGAGCGGCGACGCAGCUGAGUUGUCUGCAUGCUGCGUGGACUACACCGGACAGUGGGUGGCUGUGGGGGGUGCGGACCAGACACUGCGCGUAGUGGAGCUCCUCACGGGGAAGCAGUUUCUCUCCUUUCGUCUACAGCAGCCAGUCACUGCGCUUGCCUUCCAUCCACGACUGCCUCUCUUGGCGGCGGCGAUAGAGGACCAGCUGCUGCUGCUCGUUCUCGACCUUCCGCUCUUUGAUCAGACAACUGCGUCGCAGCUCACGCAGGCAAGCGAGCGAGGCGAGGCGAAGGCAGGGGAGGCGAAGAAGCACCGCGCCUGCGGCAGCGAAGGCGCCGACGCAGAGAGCGAGCAUCCCGCCCAAGACGAAAGCGAGGGAGACAUGCGACGAGCGGACCUGGCGAAGGCGAAGGCGCUCCUGAAGAGAGUUCAUGAAGUUGUGGAGAGCGACGAGGAAGGAACGGAGGAAGAAAGUUCCAAAGCGGAGAAGGAAGAAGAUGAAGCUCUGGGAGAAAAACGCAGACAACAAACUCUCAAGGGUGUGGGUGUGUGGAAGCAGAUCGAUGUGAAGGGCGCGGCUGCGCCGGUGGAAGCAGGGGGGCUCCAGAGUGAAAAGAAGAAGAAAGGCCUUCCGCUCCUCCAACUGAAGCGUGGAGAGGAAACGAAGAAGCAGACGCUUCCGGAAGAGGAGGAGACAGUCAGCGCGCCGCUCGGAGGCAUUCUGUGCGGCAUCAGCAUUCUGCAUGACUCAACCAUCCGAAGCCUCACCUGGCACCACAAGGGGACUUAUCUGAUCGCUAUGUGCCCCGGAAGCGCGUCGCCGUCUCAGCAGUGUUCGGUCCACAGUCUGGAAAAGCAAAAGACAAUUCACCCGAUCCGACGGGCAGCCGGAGGUCACAUGAAGGCCGCGGUUUUCCACGCGACCAAGCCUUGGCUGAUCGUCGCCUACCAUAAAGGGAUUCGAAUCUUCGACUUGCAUAGCAACAAAAAGGUCGGACCGAAGGGAGGCAAACACCAAGCUCUUGUUCGGAAACUUGUCGGCGCCGAAGCCAUCUCGUCUAUAGACGUCCACCCAUCUGGAGAGCAAAUCAUCGCGGGAGCAGAGAAUCGCCGGCUGUACAUUUUCGAUCUGGAGUUGUCGAGUCGCGUCUACAAGAUCAUGCGCUCUCACAAGGGCGCCAUCACAUGCGCCUGUCUCCAUCCUUCCUUCCCUCUUAUGUGUACGGCGUCUGCGGACGGGACCGUGCAAAUCUACCAUUUCAAGGUUUUCAACGAUUUGAUCACGAACCCCCUCAUUGUCCCAGUUCGGACUCUCCGAGUGGUAGAAGAGCCUCAAAAAAACGGCGGCGUCCUGUGUUGCAUGUGGCAUCCGACGCAGCCGUGGCUCGUCACAGCAGACCGCUCAGGCCAGUGCAGCCUCUGGACGUGAAGUGUUUUACGUUUCGAAUGUUCAUCCAGUCUUGCUCUCUCGUUCAGGAACUUAGCCGCCUUGCAAGUGACAAAUGUAUGCGCCUGGCAAUUGCUCAGACGCGUAGACCGUGCCAAGACUUCCGUGUGUGCACCACAAGAGAUUCGUGUGGCAGAAAAGCCGAAGAAAAAAAACGUUCUGCCUUUGCCGUCGACACCACCUAGAGAACUGUGGGCUAUACAGGUGAAAUGCGGCUUCCAACUCCAAGUGAAACAACUCGUUUCUGAACGUAAAAGCUCACCCUAUGUCAAUCAUCUCCUCUAAGGGUAUUUAUCGUUUCGUGGCCGACAACGCGUCUUCUGCAUGAAGCAGUUGCUCGUGUGAGGCAGCGACCCAAAC